Molecule: messenger RNA, 4329 nt
Organism: Volvox carteri f. nagariensis
Lineage: Eukaryota; Viridiplantae; Chlorophyta; Chlorophyceae; Chlamydomonadales; Volvocaceae
Exons: 20
Coding region: 1-4329 (1442 amino acids)
Source: RefSeq, a predicted model, not a curated record
AUGUGGCCAAGAAACGAAGACUUUGAUGCACUAUACAGUAAGAAAUCAGUAACUUUUAAUUUUGAGGUUGCAUCAGUUAUAAGCUGCCGAGCCUUCGCCAACGGUUCCGGAGACCACUUUUUGUGGGCCGCACUAACGAAGAUUACACGGGAUUGCCAAAUAGACUACUCCACAAUAGCGAACCAGACCGCCACAUAUGACGCAUUUGGAUUAUCAUGGCGCAACGGCAUGCAACCCGAGUUCGAACUGUCCUUGGCGCAAUUUAAUAAUAAAUCUGGUCUUCAUCUGGGCGGCAAAUCACGCACGAUCUCCGAAUACAUUCUCAGUUGGUUGGAAGUUUGGCCAACGGUCAACGACCCAGGACCCAACGACUAUUGGUUGAUAUCCGCGGAGGUCCUUGGCGCAAACAUCGGGCGAGAUGUGUUUGUGGACUUGACAGGUAUCCUUGUUGAUGAUGACGGCUAUCGAUUCGUGGACAUCCCCACGGCGUUCAGAGAUGCGGGAUCGUCAGCCUACGCCGGCUCCUAUUCCGCCCUGCCGUUGUGGCUCACGUCGUAUCAACUGCUAUACCGCCGUGACCUGUUUAUGUCGUACAACAUUUCCGUACCACGCACGUGGGACGAGGCACUCGCGGUGGCGGACAAGUACGGCAGAGGCGCCCUAGGUCCCGACCAGCCUGACCUAGGGUUUUGCUUCGAGUCUAAUCCGGGUGGGUUUGUGGGGAGGGAAAACCGGCGGGCGAUCGCCCGGGGGGAUCCCGGGGGUGUGAACAGGAUGGCAUCGAUGGGUUUGGACUUAACAGGAGCUUGGUGGGAUAUCUGUGUCGGCAUAGCGAAGACAUCCCUAGCAGUCUGCGGCUACGCCCAUGCCAUGUUUAUGUACAUCGUGGGUACGAUGGUUCAGCUAGAGGGACCCAGCCAUGGCACGUGGUUUGACCCAACCAACUUGGAUCCGCUGUACGGAAAUCCAACAGUCCUUAAAGAGGCGCUGCGGCUGUUUCUGGCGCUAAAGGCGCACAGCGUGCCUGACACUACUCCGUGUUCUGUGGUGUACGACAUGUUGGAAGCUGGCCGGUGUCUGAUGCUUUGGGGUUUCUCCUUCGCGUUUAAGCGCCAUGAGGGGUCGUCAGGGGGUCGCACUGACCCCUGGGCGGCGGCCUACACCUUCCUGCACGAAUUCACGGGACCCGAACAGCACCGGAGACUGAUGCUGCAGCCCAAAACGGAGCUAAUGCCUAUCCGUACGGACGAGUUGGACGAGGAGAUCUGGGUGGAUGCUGGGUACGAGCAGGAUGACGUCAGAGAGUUCCUCCGGGUUUACCGCCAUGACUUUCUCCACGACAAUGUCUACUACGAGCUGCGAAUACCUGGAGUGUAUGAGACAUAUACCCUCAUCCAAAAUAUGCUUUUCAAAGCACUGGCGGGAAACGCCACUUUCCAGCAGCUUCUCCAGGAUUUGCGGUCUGGUACGGAAGACAUGUAUCUUAACGCGGGCGGCAAGGAGAGGUUGCUGGCGCUGUACCAGCGAUCUGUGCACUACACACCACCACCACCGCCACCACCACCAACUGCCAACGUGUGUGGGGGAUGUGGUUCUGGGGACUCGACGUGCCUGUGGGAGAGCCUGGCGGCGGAGGUGAUGGACACAGCCGUCAAGCUGCAUCACCGGGCGAUUCGGGAGCUGCUGGUCAAAUUUGGAGGGUACGAAAGCGCCACCGAGGGCGACAGCUUUAUCCUCGCAUUCCACCGACCCAACCGAGCCCUAGGCUUUGCGCUGGCGGCACAAGAGGCACUGCUGACCGCCGACUGGCCGGCGGAGCUGCUCGCCAGCCCUUAUGCGGCGACGCUGGUCGUACGGCGCGACACAGCGGCCGCUGAAGCCGUCAUGGCAUGUUUGGCAACUCCGCCGCUGCUUCAUGAUGGGAUGAACUUAGAGCAAGCAGUGGUGACUGCGGCUGCUCCACCGCUGCCGUCGCUGGCGGCGUCGUUGCCGCCACCAUCCGGCGGCGGCGGCGGCGGCGGCGGCGGAAGGUAUCUGAGGCCGCCGCCGCGGACCAGCGACUGUGGUGGCGGCGGCGGCGGCGGUCGGUACCUCCGGCCAGCAUCUAUUGAUCUGUCCAGCGAGGCGAGGGCCUUGCGGCGGGUGACGGGAACCGGCAUAUUUGCAGCGACAGCGAUGGCACAGGUGGUGCCGUACAGCCGCCAGAGAACGACGUCGCUGAAUGGCGGGGCUUGCGGGGGCGGUGGAGGGGCGUCCGCUGGCGCCGCUAGCGUCGCCGCCAUCACCACCGCCGCCAGGGUUGGGGGGGGCGACGAUUUUCAAGUGCGGACGGCAGCAGCACUGCCGGCGCGAAGUUCAUUGGAAGCGCCCGCCGUCAGCGAUAACGGUCGCUCCAGGUGGGGCUUGGCGGUGGCGACGGCAGCCCCUACGACUGUCAGUAAGGUAAAGUUGUCCGGGUGGGGAUCUCAACGGCGGAUGUACGACAGUCAAGAUGGGGACGGCGACGGCAGUCCCCGUAUUACCGAUACGGCAAUGCCGUACUACGGAAGUACGGUGGCGGGCACCCCAGCGACGGCGACUGGGCCGGUCGGUGAACGAGAUCACACAUGCAGUUUGGAAAGACAUGGUGGCGGCGGCGGCGGCGGUGGCGGCGGUACGGAAGUUUUCUUUGGCGGUGCAGCCGUCACCACAGGUCCCACGGAUGCUGAACAUGGCGGCUGUUGUGACGUGGACGGCAUUAUCGGAAGCCGCGGCGGCGGCGGCGACGCCGCCGCUGCUGUCGCUCCCGCCGCCAUGCGGCUGGUGGAAGCACUGAACCGUAUGUUUCCAGAAGAUCAUUCGUACGACAGUACGGCGCCUUGUACGGGACAGCUCGUGAUUUUCAGGUGCUUCUUUCCGCUUAGCUGGGCCCUGGGCCUCCGUGUACGAAUGGGACUACAUUGCGGCAUCACAAGUGCCGCAGAAGUGCAGUACAAUCGCGCUAGCGGUCGCAUCGUCUACCCGGGCCCUACACUACAGCUGACUAAGGCCGUAGCCGAUGCCGGCCAUGGUGGGCAAAUUACGGUGACGGCGCGCGUGCAACACGCCGCCACCGGUAUCGUCAAUCAUCACCUUGGCGGCGCCGGCGCCAGCGGGAGCUAUGGUUACGCUGGCGGCGUCGGUGACGGCAUUUCCAUGACGUACAUUGUCCUGGCGGCCGGCAGCCAUGUGCUGAAGGCGGGCGGGCCGGCAGUGGAGAUGUACGGCGUGUACGGCAAGGGGUUGGUGGCGAGGGCAGGCCAUGUUGGGCCGCUGCGUACGGAGGCUGAAAAGGUACCCGGGGUGCUGUUCGCACCUCUGGGGCGUGUGGCGGUAGCCCUGGCUCAGGUCCAGGACCCGGACGAGUUCGCCGGGUGGGGUCUGGAGGCUUCCCUGGAGUCUCACCGGGAGAUGCUGAAGGAGGCGGGAGUGCUGGCGUGUCGGCACGGGGGCUACCUGGUCCCAACACCGCCGGGGUCUUUCCAGGCAGUGUUUUGUCAACCUGAAUCUGCCGUACGGUGGAUCUUGGAGCUGCAGGACGAUCUUGGACCUGAGGAACGGUCGGCGGCGGCUGGCGGCGUCGGCGGCGACAUGGCGGGGCCUGCUGAAGACGCAACUGGGACGUCGGGCAGCUUGUUUGGCACCGCGGAGGGUGGCAGGAUGGGGGCGGCGGUGGCGGCUGCUGCCGCGGCAGCGGGAACGAUGGUGGCGGCGGCUGCGGCGACUGUGCUGCACUCACCUUCCAGCGCCAGCGGCAGCGCCGACACGGGGAAUGCGGUCCACCACCUGCAGAGGGCAACAGCCGCCGCGCGUUUGUCCGUACUUCAUGUCAAGGGUGGUGUAGAAAUUGGUGACGCCAUGGCGACGAUGCGUGCCGGCGGCAGUUUGUCGUACUGUGGCGGAGCCGCCAAGAGGGCGGCAUGCCUGGCAGCCAACGCCUCCUGGCACGAGGUGCUGGUCAGCGUGGAGGUUGUACGAGCAUUGGAAGGAAAGGAGCAUCUGGCUCUCAUGGCUUUGUGGCAACUGAAGCAGCAGCAGCAGCAGCAGCAACAGGCGCGACUCAAGGCCAAGACCCAGAGCCACAGCCGCCGCUAUCAGCUGGCGCUACAGCCGCUGCUGCAGGUCCCAUCACCUUCUGGCCGGCUGCAGCAGUGCCCUGCUCGCAGCAGUCGGCAGGCACAGAUGCAGCACCUGCAGCCGCUGCUAUGGGGCAAUGAGCUGCGCACGGUGAAAUACAAGGGUGGUACCUUACUGGCUUGUACGGACGCCUUCAUUAUUUCCGUGCGUGUGUGCAUUACCAUUCUUAUCUAG